GCUCCGCAGCUAUAGCUCCUCGCAUACCCUUUGCACGCUCACGUCACUGGAUAGCCCUCUGCCAAUGUAUAUCCUCUGAAUAAGGCGCCCUAAGCACGGCGGUGCACUACCAUCCUCCUCCGUUGUCGACCGGAACCCGUCGUUCAUCAUCAUGCUCCACUCCAAAUGCGUUGCCCGACCGAUCUUGCGGGCCUCGCGGACACCACGACUACACUGCAGCAUAUCUAAUCGGUCGCGUACUCAAGCACGAGCUGCAGUUCACCCCUAUGCUCAGCGUCGCCAACAACACUUUAUCCGGUCAGUGGUUGCUAUCACAGCCCUAGCCACAGCCGCGACGGCCAUUCAAUGGCUACAUGGGUCCGCCCCCGAAGUGCAUGCGGAAGAGCCGCCGAAGCACGUUGAUCCAGUAUUGGAGGAAUCACGCCGACCGGCGCUGUCCGCGGAAGACAGUCGAGAGCUGCUCAGCUCGCAGCAUGUCCAAGUUAAAAAGAGCUGGGAACAUCCAGGUGUAUACUUGUGGGGAUCGAACACUGGGAGAGUGGCAGCGCCGGAUUCGAAUGAGAAGUACAUCAAGACGCCUCGGCGACUGCCAUUCUUCGAUGGUGUACUACUACGGGAUAUAAAACUGGACCGAAACUUUGGAGCGGCCAUCGAUGAGAAGGGAGAUCUGCUACAGUGGGGUACGGCCUUCUCGCCAAACGUCAAGGAACCGGUACGGACGUUGAAGGGAAAGAACCUGGUAUCCUGCGCUAUAUCGAGGGAUCGCAUCAUCGCGCUCUCGUCUUCGGGGACCGUGUACUCCGUGCCGGUGUCUCAGGAGGAGCAGAAAACUGGCCCAAAGCCUCGAACCGGCUCUUGGAUCCCAUUCGUGUCGUCCCCCGACACAAUCUCCUAUCGAAUUCGCACACCGUCAGGUCUUGGUUGGAGCGAGAAGGUUACAGACGUCGUGUCUGGGCUGGAGCAUGCCCUUCUACGCACCUCCGCAGGCCGCGUGUUCUCAUUUGCGUCUGGAACACAAGAUUUUCCAAGUAAGGGUCAGCUGGGCAUUCCCGGUCUAACGUGGGGAACUAGGCCCGAGGGGGCGUUCGACCUUCCCCAAGAGAUCACCGCGUUGAAAGGCUUUUCGAUCGCCAAGAUUGCGGCAGGCGAUUACCAUAGCAUUGUGUCCGACACUUCGGGACGCUGCUUCACCUUCGGUGAUAACUCGUCAGGCCAGCUGGGUUUCGAAUUUGAUGCAGACACCUUGAGCAUUGAUACACCCACUCUGCUUCCCACGCAAAGGCUCUAUGCCGGCUCUCCCCUUCAUCCCACUGUGACAAACGUCUACGCCGGCGGCAACACCUCGUACCUCACGAUUGAGGCAUCAGCACCCUCGAAUACCAAAACAUCUACUCGUAGCCCAAAUCUCAAAGCCGACACGUGGGCUUUUGGAUACGGCCUCACGGGGCAGCUUGGCGCAGGCCGUUGGACGCAUAUCCAAAAUACCCCGACGAAAAUUCCCUCCCUCUCGGGACUUUCCGAGUAUGACGAGAAGACAAAUACCAUCGUUCCCAUCAAAUUGGCGUAUAUCUCUGCCGGCGCCACUCACGCAGCUGCCGUCAUGGACAAUCUUGCUUCUGUCGACGUCGAUGUCGGCAAUGCUACUCCGCUCAAGAAGGGACAAAAGGAGAACGACACGAAUUGGGGCCGGGAUAUCCUGUUCUGGGGCAACAACGAGUUCUACCAAAUAGGAAGUGGAAAGCGGAGUAAUGUCAAUGUGCCCACGUAUAUUGGAGCGCUGGACUCGGCGCAGGAGGCUGAGAAGAAAGGCCACGGCUUGUUGGAACAUGGGAUCAAGGAGGUGAUGGGGAAGGAGUGGUCACGGUUCCAGAUUACGCCGAAGCAGAAGGUUAGGUUCGGAGGGAAGGUUGUGGAGUUGGAGCAGAAGGUCGAGUGUGGGCGGGGCGUUACGGCAGUGUACUCUGCCGUUUAGGGUUGGCCGAGCGCUUAUUGCGGAUUUUUGAUGAGGUGUUGGGAUUGACGUCUUUGUACGUUUCGCUGUAUGUUUAUGUAUCUGGAUGUGGCGAAAGGGAGAACGGCUUAGUUGGAUCAGGUAUUGAGUAUGUACAAUAGCUAUCGUAUUUGGGUUUGGCAGAAUCACCAUUCAACCAUCUUCAUCUUCGCACGCCACCGGCAGAGUAAGUGUGGCCAGAGGUAAGAAU
Messenger RNA from Westerdykella ornata, 2201 nucleotides. RefSeq names its product RCC1/BLIP-II. The transcript has a single exon. Lineage: Eukaryota; Fungi; Ascomycota; Dothideomycetes; Pleosporales; Sporormiaceae. Gene Ontology annotation, biological process: mitochondrial respiratory chain complex III assembly. Gene Ontology annotation, cellular component: mitochondrial inner membrane. The coding region runs from base 152 to 1972 and encodes 606 amino acids. The record is from RefSeq and is a predicted model, not a curated record.